UUUUUUUUUUUUUUAAAUUAGUCCAGUAUUGAGCAAGAGCAUUGUAGCUGUAAUGGGGAAACAGGCUUCAAUAUAAUUCCUAUGGGCAACUGUGCGUCUUCAAUUUAUGUCCUCAAAAAGUGCUUGUUUUUGUCACUGACAGGCUCAGAUUAUUAAAGGAUCCCUACAGGGAAAUUUUACGUCCUUCCUUACCUAUCAUGGGUCUGUUUGUUAUGGUGCCUAACUAAGUCUCACUUAAGGAGGAGUCUCAUUCUGAAAUCUUGUGAGAAGUGACAUGUUGCAGGAAAAUGAAUGGUGGAAAUGUUUGUGAGAGCUGGAGAGAGGAGUGCUGGAAAGAGUUUGUUGUGUUGGAGUACAAAACAUGUAGCUUAGUGUCAUCUAAAAGAUUUUCACUGUCAUGAUUGAACAUUUAUCUGAUGUUAACAAUGUGGAAAAGUCUGUGAAAUAUCAGAGCAAGGCUUGUCCUUGAGUUAGAUUUGGUCCCACACACUAACAAACAGACCAGAAAUGUUUAAUUUUUCUGUAGGGAUCCUUUUCAUAAUAUCGUCAGAUGCUUACAACGGAAAUCUGAGCCUGUCAGUGGCAAAAAUAAGCACUAAUAUAACUAAAUACAGACUCAAGGUAAAUUACUUAAGUUUGAGAACAAAAAUAAAUAACUGAGGAUUGACUUACUUACACUUUUUCUGCAUCUUUCAACCAUAUUUCAGCAGUGGUUGCAUGCAGGUGAACUUUGAAUUCUUGUUUGCUAUCUUUUAAGUCAAGAAUUAGUGUUUCUGUUUUUUUGUCCACCCCUGUAUGUCAGUGUUAAUGUGCUGUUGAGUUACCUUUUUGGGAAUAAGAAUACAUUAUUUUUAUAAACCUUACAAACUGCUUGAUGUUUCUGCAUCUUGAACAUAAUGUGUGAAAUCUGCCUUUACCUGAAGUGACCUUAUUAUGUCACCAUUUGUAAACAAUGGCUCAAAUUUAAUUCCCAAAUCUUAAAGGGUCCUAAAUUAAGACCUUAGCUUCAGGUUUAUUGUUUUCAUAUUGUUUUCACAUUGUUUAGAGAAGCGGGAUUACUCCGCUUAGCCUCCAGAAGUGGGGCCUCGUUCCUCGGUUGGACGAUUUCCACUAAAAUCCACAGAGGCACACAUUAUUCGUCAGCAUUCAGUUUUCAAAGAGCCCAUUUUCCCCCCCUCAUGAGAAAUACCAGAAAACACAAGGUCUGUGAGCACAGCCCUGCUUGGUUCUUGUUGGCCUGAAACUCCUCCCUGGAUCACAUGUAAGAAGGGGGAAAGGUUCAGGAUGUGUUUUCGCAUCAUGAUAGUGACUGUUUUAUUCAAUCAGGACGAGUUGAGCGACAUCUGAAUGGGCGUUGGCACCUCCUGCAGAUAGACUGGUAAAGCCUGUGUUUUCCACUCUGCAAAGUGUGAGAAAACUGGUGAGACAUUUGACUGCUCAUGUGGAAGCCAGCUCCAGUCAUGUGCUAGUCCCUCUCUGAUCAGAGCCUAAUGAGUGGGGAGAUAUGACGUCCUGCUAAGCCUCUGUGAUGGUCCUGCACCCUCAGACUGAAAACUUGUAGCCCAGGUGGAACUACUUUGCUUUUCCUGUUUGCUCACCCUAUAAGUGUAUAAGUGCAAGCUCUCUAAACUCUUAUGGUUCGUAAUCCUUUAAACCAGCAUAGCAUUGUACUGUGAGUUCAACUCUGUGGCAGGUUGAGCACUCAGCUGCACAAUGGCUGACUGGGACUAUGACUAUCUGAUCAAGCUGCUGGCACUCGGGGACUCGGGGGUGGGAAAGACCACCUUCCUCUACAGGUACACCGACAACAAGUUCAGCCGAAAGUUCACAACCACAGUGGGCAUCGACUUCAGGGAAAAGAGAGUGAUGUACACAGGGAAAGGUGCUGAUGGUUCGAGUGAGAAGAACUUCAGAGUCCACCUUCAGCUUUGGGACACAGCAGGACAAGAGAGGUUCCGCAGCCUCACCACAGCUUUCUUCAGAGACGCCAUGGGCUUCCUGCUGAUGUUCGAUUUGACCAAUCAGCAAAGUUUCCUCAACGUCAGGAACUGGAUGAGUCAGCUACAGGCCAACGCGUACUGUGAUAGUCCAGACAUCGUGCUGGUGGGCACCAAGGCGGACCUCUGGGAUGUGAGGGAUGUUCACGCCAGACAGGCCAGAGAUCUGGCAGAUAGAUACGGCAUCCCCUACUUUGAGACAAGUGCAGUGACGGGUGCUGAGGUGGACAACGCCGUGACCACCCUGCUGGAACUGGUGAUGAAGAGGAUGGAGCAGAGCACUCAUUUAGGCCACAGCUCUGAAAUCAACGGCAGCCCCGUCACCAGCCAUGAGGUGGAGGAGGCUCCUGCCAGGAGGUGGUGUGCUUGCUGAUGCUACUGCCAGCCGCCACUCUUCUCACAUUGGCUCCAAGUAACACUGAGUUUCUAAGAUGCUGCACCAGAAGGAAAUGUUGGCACUGUAUGUUUGUGCAAACCAUGAAUACAUUACAUUUGUAUGUUUCAUAUAUAUCAAUGUUUCUAAAGUGACCUAGUGUAUGAGCUGACUUUGCAUUCGGGAGGUGGAGGUGAUGAUGGAUUGCAUGCCACCUAGGCAAGAUGCCUGCCAAGCUGCAGACUACCGUUUGAGACCAACAAAUAGCAAGUCAUCGCUGUGUUUCUGGUGGCUUUUAAGCUACCAGACGUGGGUGGAUUUUAGCAUUUUUUCGCUGUGUCCUGCCAGGAUAGUGCCACAGAAAGCAGCUGUUUUCUACAGAGGGAUCGAUGGCUUCUCCAGCCAUGAUUACAAGAUCUUUCCUGCCCAUAAACAAGUAGUUUUUGUGCCUAAACAUACCCACAUUGUAACCACAGCUUUGUGAAAAUGCAAACAACCAUGAUGUUCUAACAUAUCCACUACAUAGUGAUAUACAAAUGUAUCUGUGGUUUGCAUAAUCGUACAAUGCCAUCAUUUUUUUCUGGUGAUUGGGUUGGUUUUCUGGAAUGCAUGCUGGAUGAGGCAGAAGAUCGUAAAAUCAACUAAAAAUAUGAUCCAUACUUGAGCGGGAAUGUGGCCUGAUAUUGUUUUUGCAGCGUGAAUUCCGCUUUUAACAUAUGCUGCCUUUAAUGUUAUAUAUUCACAGCCUGCGCAUUGUGAGAAACAAGAAGGAGGAGAUAGAGCACAAGAUGUUAAAAAUGUAUAUAGUAAGUGAAUAUAGGUACUGAUGUAAAAACUGGGAUGUUUUAAAGACACCAAGUGGUUGUGAUUUAGCAACAAAAAAAGGCUAAUUAUCAUCUUCAAUUGGUCAUAUCAGAGAAAAAUACUGUUUUUAUUUGACACAUUGAGGCAUUGAUGGAAGGAAUAUGCAGGCACAUAACGUAUAUUUAUCAUGGAGUAUAAUCAAAAAACAUUUAAGACAUGGUUACAUUUCUUAUAUGAAUGAUCGUUUUUGUUAGAACAACCAAGAUAGCAAAGUCACUUAACAUGAUUUAUGACUUUCAUACGACAUGUACAUAAGCAGCCAAGCUUUUCUAUGCGUUAUGGAAUAGAGUUGCCAUGCAGAUCGAACACAAGUACAAGAAUGUUAAAGGGUUGUUGGAACGAAUCCUGUACAGUGCUGCGUUUGGAAUAAAGACAUUUUAUGUUUAAGUUAUGUAUAUGUCAUUGUCGUUUGAAUGUAA
This is a messenger RNA of Epinephelus fuscoguttatus (brown-marbled grouper), 3653 nucleotides long. Its product is annotated as ras-related protein Rab-27B-like. NCBI's taxonomy places the organism in Eukaryota, Metazoa, Chordata, Actinopteri, Perciformes, Serranidae. The transcript has 6 exons. Gene Ontology annotation, biological process: melanosome transport; positive regulation of exocytosis. The record is from RefSeq and is a predicted model, not a curated record. Gene Ontology annotation, molecular function: GTP binding; GTPase activity. The coding region runs from base 1714 to 2370 and encodes 218 amino acids. Gene Ontology annotation, cellular component: secretory granule; melanosome.